Molecule: messenger RNA, 1049 nt
Organism: Melanaphis sacchari
Lineage: Eukaryota; Metazoa; Arthropoda; Insecta; Hemiptera; Aphididae
Gene: Ttc1
Product: tetratricopeptide repeat protein 1
Exons: 5
Coding region: 174-944 (256 amino acids)
Molecular function (GO): protein binding
Source: RefSeq, a predicted model, not a curated record
GUUAUAAACACUUUAAAAUUAAUAAUAUUUUAAUGCUUUCAUCCAAACCAAUAUCAUUAAAUGUAAACAAAUACGUUUACCGAGCUUACAACAUUUAACUGAAAAAUUAUCCCUACUGCAUUUAAUUAACACAUUAACACUUGUUGUAUAGACAUUUUUAAAAAUUUGGACUGAUGUCUUCUAAUAAUAAAAGUGGAAUUCCCUCUAAUGAAGAAAUUAUAGAAGAACUCACUAAAGAUUUGGAGAGUUCAGCCAUUAAAACUGAUAUUUCUGGCGAUGAUGCAUCUCAUCACAGUGAAUCAGAUUCAGAGUUUGAUACUAAUGUAAACGAAGAAAAUGAAGUUAAAGAUGAAGAUUAUAUUGAUGACACACUAUUACAAGCAAGAGAUGAUAAACUACCAGAAGAAAAAAAACGGGAAUUAUUGCAAGAAGCUAUUAGUUUAAAAAAUGAAGGUAACGUCAAGUUUAAGAAUCAAGAACACGAAGAAGCUUCUAAAAUAUACACGGAUGCAUUGCGUACUUGUCCAUUAAUUUUCCCGAAUUACAGAGCUAUAUUUUUUGCAAAUCGAGCAGCAGCCAAAUCUAACAUUAAUAUAGAAAGUGCUAUUCAAGAUUGUACUCGUGCUAUUGAGUUAGAUCCUGAUUAUUUAAAAGCAUAUAUUAGACGUUCUAAAUUGUUUGAACGCAAUGACAAGCUUGAUGAAGCAUUAGAUGAUCUAAAAAAAGUCCUUGAUAUUGAUCGAAAUAAUGCUGAAGUAGCAUACAAUGCUAGAGUAUUACAAGAAAAAAUAAACGAGCGUAAUGAAAAACUAAAAACUGAAAUGAUGGCUAAACUUAAAGAUUUGGGCAAUAUGGUACUAAAGCCAUUUGGUUUAUCUACCCAAAACUUCCAAGUUAACCAAGAUCCAAAUACUGGUGGAUACUCAAUUAAUUUUAAACAAUGAUUCAAUUAAACAUUUUGUCACGACUUAUCAACUCUCUUUAGCUUGUAUAUAUAAAUGUAAUUAUAAGUUUAAAAUAAAUAAAAACUAUUUGGUGAUAAAAACAUA